Biomphalaria glabrata is the source of this 4166-nucleotide messenger RNA. RefSeq lists its product as uncharacterized. The coding region runs from base 409 to 1119 and encodes 236 amino acids. Lineage: Eukaryota; Metazoa; Mollusca; Gastropoda; Planorbidae. The transcript is spliced from 2 exons. The record is from RefSeq and is a predicted model, not a curated record.
UCAUUGGCCAAGCGUACACCUUCGUCCCGCUUGCUAAGUCGAAGAAGUAGGCUUUUAGGAUGAGCACGCACAAACAGGCCAAGCACACGUGCGCUAUCUAGGUGAGAUGCGGUGUCAACAAGGAGGCGCUACGGAGUAGACUAAAGCGCAGUAUAGGAGCACACACACACACUUUCUUGUGAGCUCCUCGUGUGGCCAAAGGAGCAGAAGGGUUAGGCCAGUUGUGUGUACCAACAGCACAGUACACAUCAAAGAUUGUGUGUACACCUUUAGACUGUGUUGUUUCAAUUCGCGAAGUGUAUCAUCGUGUACGCAGUACACAAGUUGAAUAGUUGAAUUAGAAAAGUUCAUUAAGUGCUCGGCAUCAUUUGACUAGAUAACGUUUUGGGUACAAGACCAGCCCAAACCAUGGAAACAUACCAGACUGCUGCCAAAGUCCAUGACCCCAUGUACAACUUCGAUACCCACUUCCCAGAGCGGUUGUCCAGGCUCCACCUUCACGGAGACUUUAACGCCUCAGGAUCGUUUCGUAAGAAAAAGAGCAGGGCCCAGCGGAGUGGUGCGCGCUAUAAAACUCAGCCGGUCACUUUCGAUGAGAUCAAAGAGGUCGACGAGGAGCCCAUGACUCCGGUCUCUCCGGAGCAAACUGGUUCCACACCAGAGCAGCUUAAGGGUCAGCUUCAGGCAUUUUCACGCUCCAUGGAUGGUCUCCUUCCGAAAGGUGUUUCAGCCGACCAGAGCCCUCCUCAAUAUCACUUUUCUAGGUCAGGUUCUAGAAAGUUCCAACGUCAUCCCGAUUGCAUACCAGAAAAAGCUGAAAUAGAGCCUGUUACACCACAGCCUGUGGCUGAGUCACAACCACUCAGACUUUCUGACACUUCUUCCCCUUUUGCUACCACUUUCGCAACCACAGCGACUACUGCAGCGCCCAAGUCACCGUCCACGCCUUCUCCACUCACACCGACGACUCCAAAAUCGCCUGCUUCCUUAACACCAGGGGGUGUUGAGCCAGGGGGAGAAAUAUCUCCCAUACCAUCGCCCAACAUGGCAUCCAGGAGGUUGAAAGUCACGGCAAAGGCCAAGAAAAGGCAAAAAGCGUUGGAAGACAGUGACAUAUGAACUGGUUUCAUUUCUUCGGAUGUCACUAUAUCAACCUUCAACCCCACUUCAUCUGCAAUAGGAUUUUUUAAAAAUAUAAAACAUCCUCCAGAGCACAAUAUAUUUUUGUAUGCAACUUUUGAUAUCAACAUUUCAAUGCUACUUUUUGUGCAAUGUUUGAAUGCGGUUUAUUCUAACUAGAUCUAGAUAUUUCACUUGGAGGUGUAGGUACUGUGAACAGUUACACUUUUUGUUUGCCCUGUAUUAAAUUUAGAACUCGUGGGUGUAGAAUCCUUUGUUGAGUGAAUCAUCUGUAAUGAGAAUCGUAUUGCACACAAGAUUGUAGUUGGCAGGCUUAUAGUAUCUCACUUGUGAUUAAACAUUUCUCUUUUUCUAGUGAGGAAUUGGAAAUACCUUUGAAUGUUAACAUGAAGAUCAACUCUUCUGGUUAGUAUAUUGUCAGUGUGGCUUAUUUCAGACUUCAGUUUAGCAUUUCAACAGUAAUUGUUGUUUUUUAUGAUAUGUCCUCGAGCAGUAGGCCUUCAGACUUGUGCGUCUCAAUGUUAACAAAGAAAGAUUCUAUGUAAUAAUGUUUGUAUAUAUAACAGUGCUCAUGAAAACAAAAUGGCAUAGGCCUAACAUAAACAGAUGGCAUGGCGAAGAUAGCCAACUUUUGCCUUUUGCAAUUAUUGAAAUUACUCAAAACGUCGGGUUAGUGCCUUGAUUUCAAAGCAUUAAGGGUGACCUUAUGAAUAGUCCCCAGUACAGCACCACUAUAUUUAAAGAGGCAUCACUCAAAUUAUACAGUAAAAUAGACAUAUAACUGGCAAAACGGGCGAUAGUCUGAGAAAACAAUGUUAAUUGACGGGUGUUUUUUGUUUUUUUUUUGUUUAUUGUUUUUUUAAUGUUUUUUUUUUUGUGUCUAUGUUUGAAUUUGAGGACAACAAAGAUACUGUGUGGUAUAUGCACCACAAAUCCAACAGUUGACCAUGUAAUGGCUGUAGAUGAAUAACUUAACAAACAUAUGAGCAGAGGUGAACAGUGACCACGGCAACAGUACUGGGAAACCUAUCAUGGGUACCCCCCAAGAUUAGUAGAUGUCAUAAAAUCACUGUAUAAUGUGUGUCUCCCUAAUUCUCUAUUGUUUAUUUGUGGCUUGGAAUUUCUCUGCGAAGCCCCUGCAUAUGAGUAUGUUGCAGUGAUUAAAUUUUAAUCAAAGUUAACAAUCUAUGUUGGCCAAACAAAUGCUAAAACCUUGUAUAUGUAUCAGAAUUUGUAUAAUGUGAUAGACGAAUUGCUGCAUCUCUCCACGAAGCCUGUUAGGUAUAUGUGGAAGGAUAAAAUAUUUGUAUGUGAUACAAGAGACAUUUCAUUUUAGUGAUAGUUUGUGUACUGAUGUGAUAAUUCUUUUCAUUGCCCCCCUCCCCCAUACGACUAAUUCGCUCUUGUAUAUUAGUCACUCCUAUAGCUUCAGUGACCUUAUCAUGUGAUAAUCAAAGACAAUGUCAACCGUUUAUUUUAUAUAGAUGUAUUUGUAUAUAUUUCACAUGUACUUUUAUAUAAAUAUAUGUUGUGUGUAUUUGUAUUCCGUUCUGUGUGUAUGUAAAAUCAACACACAUAAUCGUUUGAAAAAAAGUUCUUACCCCGUUUGUAUGUGAGCUCUUUUUCUGAGUUAUUAUUUGGUCCUAGUCCAAGUAAAUCUUUGUAGCAGUCAAUAUUUGUUCGCGUUAAUUGUUGCUUUUACUUCAGGGCCGAAUUUACUGUAGGGCUAGACAGCCGCUAAAAGCCUCCCCGUUAAAUGGGGGCACUUCACAUUUCAGAAACUUACACACAAAAAAAUGAAACUUUUAUGCAUUUUAAAUAUAAAUGUACAAGUGCCUGUACUCUCAUUCCUCACCAAAAUCUAGCAAUGAAACAAUUGAUAGAAAUGAGUGUGCAUUUAUAUUGAAGCUUGAAGAAGGUAGGCCCUCCACAUCUCUUCCUAAUAUGUUAUAACUGAAAAGUAUAAGGCAACUAUUGUAUGUUUUGAUCUGGUUAUACUUUCUAAAUCUGUAGAGAAUCGUUAAUUUAACAUGCAUUAAUUGAUCCUUGUCUCUGGAGGGUAGAGGGUAGAGUUAAUACUUGUCUCCCGGAAUGAUAAAAACAACUAUUUAUGGCAUUCCUGUUGGUAAUUACAAUAUAUUCUUAUCUAGAUCAUGUUGUAAGAUACUGCGGUUAGAGGGGUGCGUAAGUGCUACAGCAAAGAUCGAGUGACUCCAAUCAGGGGAUGACACCAAUUUUUCCUGUUAUGUGAUUCACGUAACCGAUCAACUAUCCAUGUUGAUAUGUAUGAGUUUCAAUAUCAACUCUGCUUUCUACAUUAUUGUAUGUAAUUUAACUGAAGCUUAUUACUAGAUUAUUAUUGUUGUAUUAUUAAUGAUUUGAAAGUGUCAUUAGAAACGUAAUUUCUUAGAAAGAUGGGCGAGUACGGGGCCAUUUCUUAGAAAUUCAAGUCUCUACUUGGUGGAGGGGAGUUUACUGUUGGUUCAAAUCAACUACUUAUGGAUCUGGUCAAACUUCAAUGUGAUAGAAAAACUUUUUUUUUUUUUUGUUGGAUCUACAGGAGUUGCUAAGUCGUGUGAUAUGUGCUCUAGACUAAACCCUGCUCGUCGCCAUCCCCCGCCGUCUUGCGGGAGGUUUGGGCUAGGAGGUAAUAAUCUUACAUUUUAAAGAAACAGCGGAAAUAUGUCAAAUAAUCAGUUUCAACUCUAUAUUUGAAAUCUACUAAGUUUAUGAUUAAAGAAUCUUAAUGAAGAAAACAAACUUAGAGAAUGAUGCAUGAUGAAUAAAUCAUUACAUUUACUUAAAAAGCAAUGAUAUUCCCAAUGAUAGUCAUGAUAGAAUACAUCUUCUGUAUGAUACAAUACAUCCUCUUUAUGCUAUAAUGCAUCUUUUGUAUGUUACGUACAUAAAUGUUUUAUACUUUUAUCCAGUCCUAUUUAGCUAGCCAUCUGUAUCCAACAUGGCCUUCAAUUUUGUCUUCCGUGUAACUUGUUGUUGUUUUCAGUUAAAAAAAAUAAACUUGAAGC